AUGGAUGUUGAAAGGGGUAGUAUAACAGAGACACCAACAUGGAGCAAGAGCAAGACAUGCACAUUCCCCCAAAUACCCAAAGGGUCAUGGGACAGCCAUAUGCACAUCAUCGACGCAGAGCGAUAUCCUUUUGUGGCAGACGCCCGAUAUAUACCACCGUCGCAUCUCCUCCCGCAAGCCUUGGAGCGUGAAGCAGAGCUAGGAAUCGACAAAAUCGUCCUUGUUCAACCGUCAGUCUAUGGAAACGACAACUCGUGUCUGCUCGACGCACUACGUGCACGCGGACCAGACAAUGCACGGGGGGUCGUGGCCUUUGAUCCGCUGACGACAAACCUCUCGACGCUGCGGAAAUGGCAUCAUCUUGGUGUGCGGGGUGUGCGUGUGAAUUUCCAAUCGGUGGAGAAGAAGAUCAACAGCGAACGAGAGCUGGAACUGUUGCUGAGACGAUACGCGCAUCUCAUCCGGCCGCUGGAUUGGGUCUUACAACUGUACAUCUCCCUUUCGUGUGUGGGUAUGCUGGAGAGGAUUCUACCACCGCUGCGGAUCAAGGUCUGCUUAGACCAUUUCGGCUGCCCUUCGCUCCCACCGACUCUAUACGCAAACGAAGAGGAUGAACAAGAACGGUAUGCUCGCAUACUCGCCGACAUAUCCUCAUUGGCACGGCUGCUUGAAUAUAGCAGGACAUACGUCAAGAUAUCAGCUCACUACCGACUCUGCGAGGAUGUCUCGCAGUUAGAGCCCAUCGCGAGAAUGCUGCUCACGGUUGCAAACGGCGAGAAAGUCGUCUUUGGGACUGACUGGCCGCAUACACGAUACUCAGGCGUCAACAUUGAACCAUUUGUACAAGUCGUCUUGGACUGGUGCAAUGCCGACCAAGGAUUGAUCAACAGAGUCUUUCGCGACAAUGCUGCCACACUUUGGGAUGCCCGCACUUCUGAUUGUCAAGGUCGGUUAUAG
Molecule: messenger RNA, 957 nt
Organism: Exophiala bonariae
Lineage: Eukaryota; Fungi; Ascomycota; Eurotiomycetes; Chaetothyriales; Herpotrichiellaceae
Exons: 1
Coding region: 1-957 (318 amino acids)
Molecular function (GO): hydrolase activity
Source: RefSeq, a predicted model, not a curated record